Molecule: messenger RNA, 853 nt
Organism: Cotesia glomerata
Lineage: Eukaryota; Metazoa; Arthropoda; Insecta; Hymenoptera; Braconidae
Exons: 4
Coding region: 97-804 (235 amino acids)
Biological process (GO): tail-anchored membrane protein insertion into ER membrane
Cellular component (GO): GET complex
Source: RefSeq, a predicted model, not a curated record
AGUUUGUUAGUAAAUAAAUAAAUAACAUACCGUGUAAUUUAAUAAUAAUAAUUAUUAUAAUUAAGUAUAUAUAUUAAUAAAUAUUAAUUAAUAAAAAUGGCUGACGCAGCUGCGAAAAGAGAAGCGAGACGAAGGAGAAUUCUUGAGAAUUCUGAGUCACGAUUCCAAAAAAUUUCUGGACGGGAUACUAGUGAUGAUAUUGGUAAUGGAAUUAGUCAAGAAUUUUUUGUGGAACCGGCUGAGGAAAUUGUUUUGCCGAAUCUCAGCAAUCAAGACAACUGUGACUUCGUGAGCCCAGUCAGCCGCUCAACGAGUUAUAAUUCAUCCGAGCCAGUGAACCCUGAGGAACUAGCAAAUCUCCUGCGAGGAACCAUAGGAAGUACAAAGCCUCCGAAGAAGCCUUCUCUCCUGAACAACUUCCUCUUCAACCGCUUUAUCUACGCAGUCCUCGCUCUCAUAAUAAACUUUUUGAUCAUCCUGAAAAUCGACAGUCCAGUCGGCAAGAGUGUGAUAACGCCGUUCCUGUUGCUGCUACUUCCUCGCGUGUACAUCCUGACAACCCAAGAAAAUUCUCCUCAGGAGAACAUGAUGUACGCGGUGCUGAUGCUAUGCAACAUCCGGCCGUCUCUGAUCAGCAAGUUAAAGAACUCUUACAAAAUCUGGAGCCUGGUAGUCGACGACUUCAACAUCUACAUUUUUUCCUUCGUGAUGUUCUACUUCACCAUCACCAGGCACUUCAUCGACUACGAGGAAGAACUCGCUAAACUCGAGACUGUCCAAGUGAUAAUUGAUCCCUCAACUUGAUCGAGGAUUUUUGCUUUAUUUACCAGUCAAUAAAUUCAUAUUGAAAUUA